This is a messenger RNA of Henningerozyma blattae CBS 6284, 1512 nucleotides long. RefSeq names its product squalene monooxygenase (gene ERG1). Gene Ontology annotation, molecular function: flavin adenine dinucleotide binding; squalene monooxygenase activity. Gene Ontology annotation, biological process: ergosterol biosynthetic process. Gene Ontology annotation, cellular component: membrane; endoplasmic reticulum. The transcript has a single exon. NCBI's taxonomy places the organism in Eukaryota, Fungi, Ascomycota, Saccharomycetes, Saccharomycetales, Saccharomycetaceae. The record is from RefSeq and is a predicted model, not a curated record. The coding region runs from base 1 to 1512 and encodes 503 amino acids.
AUGGAUGCCAAAGCGUUUGAUGUUUCAACUGAAAGUACUCCAAAGGAGCUAUUAAUUGCAGAUGAUUCUAUUGUUUAUGAUGCCAUUGUUGUUGGUGCUGGUGUAAUUGGUCCAUGCAUUGCCACUAGCUUGGCAAGAAAAGGUAAAAAUGUUUUAAUUAUCGAAAAGAGUUGGGCCAUGCCAGAAAGAAUUGUUGGUGAGUUGAUGCAACCCGGUGGUGUGAGAGCUCUAAGAAGCUUAGGUAUGGUUCAAGCAAUUAAUAAUAUUGAUGCUUUCCCUGUUACUGGCUAUACUGUUUUCUACAAUGAUCAAAAAGUUGACAUUCCUUACCCUUACAAGGCUGAUAUAGCCCCACUUGAAAAAAUUGAAGGCUUAGUGAAGGAUGGUAAUGACCAGGUCUUAGAAGAUAAGAACUUACACGUUAAAGAUUAUGAAGAAGAUGAAAGGGAACGUGGUGUUGCAUUCGUUCAUGGAAGAUUUUUGGAUAAUUUAAGAAAAAUAACUAUGAGUGAGACGAACGUUACUUGCUUACAAGGUAAUUGUAUUGAGAUCUUGAGAAAUGAAAAAAAUGAAGUAAUUGGUACUAAAGUCGAAAUUGAAGGUCGCGGGAAAAUUAGUUUCAAGGCUGAUUUAACUUUUAUUUGUGAUGGUAUUUUCUCCCAUUUCAGAAAAGAAUUGAGUACUACUCAUAUUCCAAAGGUGGAGUCUUCCUUUAUUGGUAUGGCAUUAUUUCAUGCCGAUAUCCCUGCUCCAAUGCACGGCCAUGUAAUUCUAGGCAGUGACCAUUUGCCUAUCAUUCUAUAUCAAAUUAGUUCUGUAGAAACAAGAAUUUUAUGUGCUUAUAAUAGCAAGAAAGUUCCAUCUAAUAUUAAAGAGUGGAUGAUAAAAAAUGUUCAACCAUUUAUCCCAAAAUCAUUGCGCGCUGCCUUUGAUUUAGCUUUAAUAGAUAAUAAAUUUAAAAGUUUACCAAAUUCUUAUUUGCCAUCUGUACCAAAUACUGUUCCAGGUAUGUGUGUUAUUGGUGAUGCAAUGAAUAUGAGACAUCCAUUAACUGGAGGUGGUAUGACCGUAGGAUUAAGUGAUGUUGUGUUAUUUGUCAAAAUGUUUGGUGAUAUGGAUUUUAGCGAUCGUUCCAAAAUCACAUUAGAAAUGGAAAAAUUCCAUCAAGAUAAGAGAAGCUAUGAUUCAGUCAUCAACACAUUAUCUAUUUCGUUAUAUUCCUUAUUUGCUGCUGAAAAUGAUAAUUUAAAAGCAUUACAAAAAGGCUGUUUUAAAUAUUUCCAAAGAGGUGGCAAUUGCGUGAAUGUUCCAAUUAAAUUUUUAUCUGGUACAUUACCAAACCCAUUGUUAUUGUCCAAAACUUUUUUUGCUGUUGUUCUAUAUGCAAUCAUUACUAAUAUUCAGGAACACGGAGUUAAAGGAUUACCAAUUACAUUAUUACAAGCAAUUUCAAUAUUACUAACUGCUUGUAAAGUAUUUACCCCUUAUUUAUAUCGUGAAUGGGCUAACUAA